UCCAUCAACACGUGUAACUAACACUUCACUUCUCUUUUGUUAUCUCAUCCACCACCAACCCAUUCCAAACCCAACAACUUUUGAACACAAACAGAAAUCUACACCCUAUUCAAUGGAAUCUGUUCUAAGUCAAGCUGGUGUAGUGUUUUGCCAAAAGCCACGUUUUGGUGAGACAAAAAAUGGAUUCUUAGGCACCAAUUUCAACAACACAUGUUCCUUUGGUAGGAGAGUUAGGAGUAUGGUGGUUGUGAAAGCGGAAGCAGGGGGUGUGAGUAGUAUAAAUCCAGAUGUGAGGAAGAAUGAAGAAAAGGUUGUUGAUUCUGUUGUGCUUAAUGAUCUCUCUAAGCCUGUUACUCCUUAUUGCAGAUGUUGGAGAUCAGGAACUUUUCCUUUAUGUGAUGGAAGCCAUGUAAAGCACAACAAAGCCACUGGAGAUAAUGUUGGGCCUCUUCUUUUGAAAAAAUAAAAUUAAGGAUUUUUACUUUUGCUAUCAGAGAAGUUAAAUUUUCAGAGGUUGUUUAUGUAUCAGACUUUAAUACUAUUUCAAUGUUUAGAAAUAAAAUGUGGCCUAUAUUUCUUUAA
This is a messenger RNA of Vicia villosa (hairy vetch), 582 nucleotides long. RefSeq names its product CDGSH iron-sulfur domain-containing protein NEET-like. Gene Ontology annotation, cellular component: intracellular membrane-bounded organelle; mitochondrial outer membrane. Gene Ontology annotation, molecular function: 2 iron, 2 sulfur cluster binding. The record is from RefSeq and is a predicted model, not a curated record. The transcript has 2 exons. The coding region runs from base 113 to 466 and encodes 117 amino acids. NCBI's taxonomy places the organism in Eukaryota, Viridiplantae, Streptophyta, Magnoliopsida, Fabales, Fabaceae. Gene Ontology annotation, biological process: regulation of autophagy.